Messenger RNA from Diospyros lotus (date-plum), 819 nucleotides. RefSeq lists its product as uncharacterized. The transcript has 2 exons. NCBI's taxonomy places the organism in Eukaryota, Viridiplantae, Streptophyta, Magnoliopsida, Ericales, Ebenaceae. The record is from RefSeq and is a predicted model, not a curated record. The coding region runs from base 1 to 819 and encodes 272 amino acids.
AUGGAGAAUGAGCAAACACCUUCGUAUGCUAAGUUUUUGAAGGAUCUCUGUACAGUCAAAGGAAAAAUCAAUGUGCGGGAAAAAGCAUUCCUGACGGAACAAGUAAGUGCUAUCCUUCAAUUCAAGACCCCUCCAAAGUACAAGAACCCAAGAUGUCCUACAAUUACUUGCAUAAUUGGAAGCCAAAAAGUCGACCAAGCACUUCUUGACCUAGGGGCUAGUGUCAAUUUGUUGUCUUUCAGUGUCUAUCAACAGCUAGGGUUGGGAGAACUCAAGCCCACUAGGGUCACUCUUCAAUUAGCUAAACGAUCAAUAAAAGUUCCUCGCGGGAUUGUGGAGGAUGUCCUAAUCCAAGUGGACAAAUUGUAUUUCCCAGUGGACUUUAUUAUCUUAGAUACCCAGCCUCACCAGGGUCCUCAGUCGCCUAUUCCCGUUAUCCUAGGAAGACCAUUCCUUGCUACUUCGAAUGCUAUCAUCAAUUGUAGGAAUGGGAUCAUGAAACUAUCAUUUCGGAAUAUGAUGGUGGAGAUGAAUGUUUUCAAGGUAGUUAAGCAACCAAAUGACAAAAUGGAAUUGGAGGAAGUUGAUUUAAUCCAGACCUUAAGUGAAGAAUACUUUGAGAAGGCUCUUUAUGAGCAGGUUAUUUAUAAAUUAGAGAAGCAAACUUCGGAAGGGAUAGAGCCUGACGUUGAGUCAGCCAGGGUGAUCACACAAUUGAUGCUUGGCCUAGAGCCAUUGAAAUUACCUGGGAAUGAAAGGUCUGCCCACCCCAACUUGAGAGAAAACCAUUGCCGAAUCACCUUAAGUACGCAUUCUUAG